AUGAAAGCCCUGCCCGCCUCUGCUGACCAGCGCAAGCACAGCGGUCCUCCCUUCAGCACUGAAGGAGCUUGUGGUGGGACAUUGAGGGGAACAACAGGGACGAUAUCAAGUCCACACUUCCCCUCGGAGUAUGAGAAUAAUGCAGACUGCACAUGGAGUAUUCUGGCUGAACCAGGGGACACCAUCGCCCUAGUCUUCAGCGAUUUCCAGCUGGAAGACAGAUACGACUUCCUGGAGAUAAGUGGGACUGAGGCACCAUCAAUAUGGCUGACCGGUAUGAAUCUACCUUCCCCUGUCAUCAGCAGCAAAAACUGGCUACGGCUACAUUUCACAUCUGACAGCAACCAUCGACGGAAAGGAUUUAGUGCCCAGUACCAAGUGAAAAAGGCCAUUGAGCUGAAGUCAAGAGGGGUGAAAAUGCUUCCAAGCAAAGACACAAACCACAAAAAUGCUGUUUUGAGCCAAGGGGGCAUGGCAGCUGACAUUUGUCCAGAUCCUGGGAUUCCAGAGAAUGGGAAGAGGAUGGGCUCAGACUUUCAGGUCGGAGCCAGCAUCCAGUUUUCCUGUGAUGACAGCUAUGUGCUUCAGGGAUCAAAGAGCAUCACUUGCCAGAGAGUGACAGAGACGUUGGCCGCAUGGAGUGACCACAGGCCUAUUUGCCGCAGUAAAACGUGUGGUUCUAAUUCAAGAGGACCAAAGGGCUUCAUCACCUCUCCUAAUUACCCUGUUCAGUAUGACAACAAUGCCCACUGUGUUUGGGUCAUAACAGCACUGGACAAUAGGAAGGUUAUCAAGCUUGCCUUUGAGGAGUUUGAUCUUGAGAGAGGAUAUGACACGCUAACAGUGGGGGAUGGAGGGAAGAUUGGCGAUGCCAGGAGAGUGCUCUAUGUGCUGACAGGGUCUAGUGUUCCUGACCUGAUAGUCAGUAUGAGCAACCAGAUGUGGCUCCAUCUCCAGUCUGAUGACACCAUCGGGUCCCAAGGAUUCAAGGCCACAUAUGAAGAAAUUGACAAAGGAGGGUGUGGCGAUCCUGGAAUUCCGGCCUACGGCAAAAGAACAGGGGAGCGUUUUUUACACGGCGACAUGCUGACUUUCGAGUGUCAGGCGGCCUUCGAGUUGGUCGGCGAGAGAACGAUAUCAUGCCAGCAAAACAACCAGUGGUCUGGAAACAAACCCAGCUGCGUGUUCUCCUGCUUCUUCAAUUUCACAACCCCAUCAGGAAUAAUCCUCUCCCCAAACUACCCCGAGGAGUAUGGGAACAACAUGAACUGUGUGUGGCUCAUUAUCGCAGAGUCAGGGAGCAGGAUUCAUCUAAUUUUCAGCGACUUUGAGGUAGAGCCCCAGUUUGACUACCUUAUUGUGAAAGAUGACGGGAUGUCGGAACCCACCACGUUCGGCACAUUCUCUGGGAAGGACGUACCCUCUCAGAUCGCCAGCAAUGGACACAUCAUGCGCCUGGAGUUCCAGUCUGACCACUCCAACACUGGGAAAGGAUUUAACAUCACAUACACAACAUUUGGUCAGAAUGAAUGCCACGACCCCGGCAUCCCUGUCAAUGGCCAGCGGUAUGGGGAACACUUCUUGUUGGGGAGCUCCGUUCUUUUCACAUGUGAUGAAGGAUUCAUCAAAACCCAUGGGUCUGAGUCCAUAACCUGCAUCAUUCAGGAUGGAAACGUAGUGUGGAAUGCAGCAGUUCCUCGGUGUGAAGCACCUUGUGGAGGACAUUUAACAGCUCCAACCGGAGUUCUGCUGUCCCCUGGCUGGCCAGGAUACUACAAAGACUCGUUAAACUGUGAAUGGGUCAUUGAAGCCAGCAAAGAUCACGCCAUCAAGAUAUCCUUUGACAGAUUCCAAACCGAGGUUAAUUAUGACACACUGGAGAUUCGGGAUGGCCCCUCCAACUCCUCUCCUUUAAUCGGAGAGUAUCAUGGCACUCAAGCGCCCCAUUUUCUCAUUAGCACCAGCAAUUACAUGUACCUGCUAUUCACCACAGACAACAGUCGCUCCAGCGUGGGCUUCCAGAUCCGCUACGACAGCGUUAUGAUGGAAACAGAUUCCUGCUUAGAUCCCGGGAUCCCAGUCAAUGGAAAGCGGUUUGGGAACAAUUUUGCCAUUGGGACCAGGGUGACAUUCAGCUGUGAUCAAGGCUACACGCUGAGCGACGAGAAACCCAUUGUGUGCGAGAGGAACCAUCAGUGGAACCACGCACUGCCCAGCUGUGAUGCGUUGUGUGGUGGUUAUAUCUUUGGUAAAAAAGGAACCAUACUCUCCCCUGGGUUUCCUGAUUUCUACCCAAACUCAUUGAACUGCACAUGGACAAUAGAGGUGUCUCAUGGCAAAGGAGUGCAGCUGCUCUUCCAUACGUUCCACCUGGAGGACUCCCAUGAUUACCUCCUCAUCACAGAGGACGGCAGCUUCACGGAACCCGUGGCCCGGCUCACUGGCUCCGUCCUGCCCCCCUCCAUCAAGGCCGGCUUGUUUGGAAACUUUAGCGCCCAGCUCCGCUUUGUCUCCGACUUCUCCAUGUCCUAUGAAGGUUUCAACAUGUCCUUCUCAGAGUACAGCCUAGAGCCUUGUGAAGAUCCAGGAGUGCCAGCCUACAGUCGGCGAGUUGGGUUCCAGUUUGGAGUGGGGGACUCGCUCAUUUUUUCCUGCUUCCCGGGUUAUCGUUUGGAGGGGGACCACAAGAUCACUUGCCUGGGGGGAGGCCGGAGGGUCUGGAGUGGAGCCCUGCCAAGGUGUGUGGCUGAAUGUGGAACCACUACCGUUGGGAGCGAGGGGGUUCUGCUAUCACCCAAUUACCCAUCCAAUUAUGACAAUAACCAUGAGUGCAUUUACCGCAUUGAGACGGAGGCAGGGAAGGGCAUCCGUGUCACGGCCACUAACUUCCUGCUCCAUGAGGGGGAUUACCUGAAGGUGUAUGACGGGAAGGAUACUUCACAUCGUCUUCUUGGCAAUUUCUCCAAAACUGACAUGUACAAUGUCAUCAUCAACAGUACCUCAAAUCACCUCUGGUUUGAGUUCAACAGCAACGGCACUGAAACGAACAAGGGAUUCAGACUUACCUACAGCAGUUUUGACCUUGUCAAGUGUGAAGAACCAGGAACUCCGAAUUAUGGAUACAAGAUUCAAGAUGACGGCCAUUUUGCGAACACUUUUGUGUUGUACAGUUGUAACCCUGGCUAUACUCUCCAUGGAAGCAGCACUCUGGCAUGCCUAAGUGGAGACCGUAGGGUUUGGGACAAACCUUUGCCUUCCUGUCUAGCUGAAUGCGGAGGCCACAUUGCAGGUGCAAUAUCUGGACGGAUACUCUCCCCGGGUUACCCUGCACCCUACGACAACAACCUCCACUGUACCUGGUCCAUUGAAGCGGACACAGGCAAAACCAUUAGCCUCCACUUCAUAGUGUUUGACACGGAAGUGGCCCAUGACAUCCUGAAGGUGUGGGACGGUCCAACAGAGGGUGGUAUCCUCCUGAAGGAAUGGAGUGGGUCAGCUCUGCCCGAGGACACCCACAGCACCUUCAACAUCCUAACACUCCAGUUUGACAGUGAUUACUUCAUCAGCAAGUCAGGCUUCUCCAUUCAGUUCUCAACUACUACUGCCAUGACCUGUAAUGACCCUGGGACACCCCAGAAUGGGACGCGUUACGGGGAUAGUCGGGAGCCCGGGGACACCAUCACCUUCCAGUGUGACCCAGGUUACCAGGUCCAGGGCCUGGACAAGAUCACCUGUGUACAGCUCAACAACAGGUUCUACUGGCAGCCAGACCCUCCAACCUGUAUAGCUACCUGCGGCGGCAACGUGACAGGCCCUGCUGGGGUGAUUCUAUCACCCAACUAUCCACAGCCGUACCCACCAGGAAAGGAAUGUGACUGGAGAAUUAAAGUCAACCCUGACUUUGUUAUAGCCCUAAUUUUCAAAAGUUUCAACAUGGAGCCCAGCUAUGACUUCCUGCACAUCUAUGAGGGGGAUAACUCCAACGGCCCAUUGAUCAGCAGCCUGCAGGGAAACCAGGCCCCGGAGCGCAUCGAGAGCAGUGGCAACAGCCUCUUCCUCGCUUUCAGGAGUGACGCUUCCCUCGGGAUGUCUGGCUUUGCCAUUGAAUUCAAAGGCAAGUUCUGUCAUCUUAAACCCAGGGAGGCAUGCUUUGACCCUGGAAAUAUCAUGAACGGCAGUCGCGUGGGCAUGGACUACAAACUGGCCUCCACAGUGACCUAUCAAUGUAACUCUGGAUAUACUGUUGUUGGACCAGCCACAAUCACAUGUGUUAUCGGUUCAGAUGGAAAACCUAUAUGGGACAAGGUCCUACCAUCGUGUAAAGCUCCUUGUGGUGGUCAUUAUGCUGGGUCUGAAGGAGUGGUACUCUCUCCUAACUUUCCCCAGAACUACACCACUGGUCAAACGUGCUCCUACUACAUUACUGUCUCUGGAGAAUUUGUGGUGUUUGGGCAGUUUGCCUACUUUCAGACGGCAAUGAAUGACUCAGUGGAACUAUUUGAUGGGGCCAAUCAGAAUGCCAGGCUGCUAAGCUCCCUUGCUGGGUCUCAUUCUGGAGAGACCUUGCCCCUGGCGACUUCAAACCAAAUUAUGGUGCGAUUUACUGCAAAGAAUGGUCCUUCCGCCAGGGGUUUCCACUUUGUUUACCAAGCUGUUCCUCGCACCAGUGACACGCAGUGCAGCUCUGUCCCAGAGCCGCGGUACGGUAGACGGAUGGGGUCCGACUUCUCCGCUCGUUCCAUUGUUCGCUUUGAGUGCAACCCUGGCUAUCUGCUACAGGGAUCCACAGCCAUCAAAUGCAAUGUGGUCCCCAGUGCACUUGCCCAGUGGAAUGAUACUGUGCCCGCUUGUGCUGUUCCAUGCAGCGGUAAUCUGACAGAGAGAAGGGGCACCAUACUCUCCCCCGGAUUCCCCGAGCCCUAUGGGAACAGCUUGAACUGCGUGUGGAAAAUCAUUGUCACCGAAGGAGCUGGGAUUCAGGCAAGUACAAAGGGGGCAGGUCUGAACUCAUCGAAAAUUCAAGUAAUGAGCUUCGCCACUGAGCAUAAUUGGGAUUCCUUAGAAAUCUAUGAUGGAGGGGACAUGACAGCUCCUAAACUUGGAAGCUUUUCAGGUACAACUGCUCCAGCCUUGCUGAACAGUACCUCCAACCAGCUCUACCUCCACUUCCAGAGUGAUAUCAGUGUUGUUGCUGCUGGAUUCCACCUUGAGUACAAAACCGUUGGUCUCACUGCCUGUCCGGAGCCAGUGGUGCCUGCCAAUGGCAUCAAAACAGCGGACAGGUACAUGGUCAAUGAGGUGGUGUCAUUCAGCUGUGAACCAGGAUACAUGCUGCAGGGCCACUCUCAUAUAUCCUGUAUGCCAGGGACCGUGCGGCGCUGGAACUACCCUCCCCCUCUCUGCAUUGCAAAGUGCGGUGGAACAGCUGUUGACUUGGCCAAUGUUAUUUUAAGUCCUGGAUUCCCUGGCAACUACCCUGGUAACAUGGAUUGUACAUGGAGGAUUCUUUUACCAGUUGGAUAUGGGGCUCAUAUUCAGUUCUUCAACUUCUCCUCUGAAGACAACCAUGAUUUUUUAGAGGUGCGGAAUGGGCCGCAGCACAGCAGCUCUCUGAUUGGACAGUUUAGCGGAAGUCAGCUGCCGCCCAACCUGCUGAGUACAACACAUGAGACCGUGAUUCACUUCUACAGUGACCACUCUGAAAACAGGCAGGGAUUCAAACUAGCCUACCAAGCAUAUGAAUUGCAGAAUUGCCAAGACCCUACUCCAUUCCCUAACGGAUAUAUUAUUAAUAAUGACUACAAUGCUGGCCAGUCAAUAACUUUUGAGUGCUUUCCUGGAUACGUUCUGAUUGGACAUCCUGUGCUCACAUGCCAACAUGGAAUCAACAGAAAAUGGAAUCAUCCCUUUCCCCAUUGUGAGGCUCCAUGUGGCUACAAUAUGACAGCUCAGAAUGGCACCAUAUUCUCGCCCCAGUACCCAAAUGAGUACCCUAACUCACAGGACUGCACCUGGCUUAUCACCGUGCCACAUGGACAUGGUAUUUACAUCAACUUCACCCUGCUUCAGACGGAGCCUGUCACAGAUUACAUUGCUGUAUGGGAUGGCCCUGAGCAGAGCUACCCGCAGCUUGGGAUUUUCAGUGGUAAUACAGCGUUAGAGUCAGCCUACAGUUCUUUCAAUCAGGUCCUUAUCAAGUUUCACAGUGACUUCUCCACAAGUGGAUUCUUUGUCCUCAAUUUCCAUGCCUAUCGUCUAAAGAAAUGCCCACCUCCACCAACAGUGGAAGAAGCUGAAAUAGUAUAUGAAGAUCAAGAUUAUGAAAUAGGAGAUGUUGUGAAGUAUCGCUGCUUCCCUGGAUUUACCCUGGUAGGCAACAGUGAGCUUACCUGUAAGCUCAACUCUCAUCUCCAGUUUGAGAGUCCUCCACCAACUUGUGAAGCCCAGUGUCCUGCAAAUGAAGAACGCUCCUCCUCAUCAGGAGUUAUCCUUAGUCCAGGUUUCCCUAAAAACUACCCCAACUCUCAGACCUGCUCCUGGGUCAUCAGGGUUCAACCUGCGUACACUAUCUCCAUCUUUGUGGAGAUGUUUCAGAGUGAGAAGCAGUUCGACGAACUUGAGCUCUUUGACGGACCAUCUGGCCAGAGCCCUUUGCUGGUGGCCCUUAGUGGAAAUCACUCCACACAGUUAAACUUUACAAGCAAGACCAACCACCUUUACCUGAGAUGGUCCACUGAUCAUGCAACCAGUAAAAGAGGAUUCAGAAUCCGCUACACAGCUCCUUAUUGUAGCAUUAACGACCCACCUGGAAAUGGAGGGGUGCUUAACCGAACAAGAGAGAUCCCAGGAAGCAAUCUGCAGUACUAUUGUUAUGCUGGCUACAGACUAGUGGGGCCCAGAAAUUCCACCUGCCGGUUACAUUCGAAUGGACUGUAUCAUUGGGAUACCCCAGCUCCACUAUGUCAAGCUAUAUCUUGUGGAAUCCCUCAGUCUCCUGCCAAUGGUUCAUUCCAUGGUUUCCAGUACACAGUAGGAAGCAAAGUUAACUACGAGUGCAAUGAAGGGUACAGGAUGGAGACAAGUUUCUCCACGAGCGCAGUCUGUCUGGAGGAGGGGACAUGGAGCAAUGCUGCACACCCACCUCUUUGUUUACCGAUCCAGUGCCCUAACAUUGAGAGCGUGCUCUCAGAACACAUGGUGUGGCGGCUGAUCUCGGGGUCACUGAAUGAAUUUGGAGCUCAGAUAAUGCUGAGCUGCACUCCUGGCUUCUACCUCGGAGGACAGAGGACAAUCAAGUGCUUAGCUAAUGGAACCUGGGCUGGAAUUGAGGAGAGGUCUACCUGCAAGAUUAUCUCGUGUGGGGACCUCCCCUCUCCUCCCUAUGGCAACAAGAUAGGAACCCUGACUACAUUUGGCGCCACAGCGAUCUUCAUGUGUAAUACGGGAUACACACUGGUGGGGUCACAUGUGAGGGAAUGUGGGGUCAACGGGCUCUGGAGCGGAGUGGAAACCAAAUGUCUUGCUGGCCACUGUGACUCCCCUGAUCCAAUCAUCAAUGGUCACAUAAGUGGAGGUGGCUCCAGUUAUCGUGACACUGUUGUCUACCAAUGCAACCUUGGCUUUCGCCUUAUUGGAACAUCAGUUCGGAUCUGUCAACAAGACCACAGAUGGUCCGGACAAGCUCCUGUUUGUGUUUCCAUUACCUGUGGUCACCCUGGAAACCCAGCAAAUGGUCGAACUAAUGGCAGUGAGUUCAACUUGAAUGAUGUGGUCAACUUCACCUGCAGCACAGGAUAUCAGUUGCAUGGUGCCUCAAGAGCUCAGUGCAGGAUGACUGGACAGUGGAGCAACCCUCUUCCAGUUUGUAGAGUGGUAAACUGCUCCGAUCCAGGCUUCGUGGAGAAUGCCAUUCGUCACCCGCAGCAGCGCUUCCCCGAGAGCUUCAACUACAGAACCAGUGUGAUGUAUCACUGCAAGAGGGCCUUCUAUCUGCUCGGCUCAUCACUUCUCACCUGUCAGUCAAACGGCCUCUGGGACAGAUCACUUCCUAAGUGCCUUUCUAUUUCCUGUGGUGAUCCUGGCACACCGCCCCAAGCUAUUAUGUCAGGUAGGAAGUUCACAAACGGCGCCGUGGUCCAUUACACCUGCAGCCACGGCCGAGCACUGAUUGGGAACGCCACGCGCUACUGUCAGGAGGACGGACGCUGGAGCGGGCCACAACCCUACUGCUCAGGCGGUAGUUCCGGGGAGUGUGGUGACCCUGGAAUCCCACCUCAUGGCUCCAGGUUGGGGGACGAGUUCCAGCUGAAGAGCCUGCUGAGGUUCACCUGUGAAGCCGGCUUCUCCCUGAGUGGCUCGGCUGAGAGGACCUGCCUCCUCAAUGGCUCCUGGAGUGGCACCCAACCAGUCUGUGAAGCUAUUUCGUGUGGAAAUCCAGGUACUCCUGCCUACGGGAAGAUUGUCUUCAGUGAUGGAAUAGUGUUUUCAAGCUCCGUGGCAUAUGCCUGCUGGGAAGGAUAUGAGACCUCGGGUCUCACCACUCGCCACUGCACCACCAAUGGCACCUGGACCGGCUCUGCCCUAGACUGCACAGUGAUCAGCUGUGGAGAUCCAGGUCCUGUUGCCAAUGGGAUUUACGUAGGAAAUGAGUUCACCUUCAACAAGACUGUUCAGUACCACUGUAACCCAGGACACGUCAUGGACACUGUCGGUUCAUCUGUGCUCCUCUGCACCAAGAACAGGUCUUGGAACCAAACCAAGCCUUACUGUAAAGUGAUCAUGUGUGGCCGUCCUCCGGCUGUUCACAAUGGGAAGGUUGAGGGGUCAGACUUGCAGUGGGGCUCCAGCGUCAUCUAUAGCUGCUUCGAUGGGUAUCAGCUAUCCAGCCCUGGAAUCGUUUCAUGUGAGGGGAACGGCACAUGGCGAGGGGAAAUCCCUCAAUGUCUUCCUGUGCUGUGUGGAGACCCAGGCACCCCAGCAGAGGGUUAUACUGAGGGCAAACAGUUCACCUACAGGUCAGAGGUCACCUUCUACUGUAGGGACCCCAACAUCCUGGUCGGAUCAUCCAGGAGAGUGUGUCAGAUUGAUGGGACUUGGAGUGGAAUACAUCCCUCAUGUAUAGAUCCUGCAUAUAACACAUGCAGAGACCCUGGAACGCCAUCUUAUGGGAUACCAGUCACAUCCCAAGGAUUUGAGGCUGGAAGCAAAAUCUCCUUCAAAUGCCGUAAAAACUACCACAUACUGGGAUCUACGACAAGAACCUGUCUGGAAAAUUUGACAUGGAGUGGUGUGCAACCAGAAUGUAUCGCCCAUGCCUGCAGACAGCCCGAGACGCUGUCUAACAUUGACGUGAAGGCUAUUGAUCUACCAACUCUGGGCUAUACUUUGAUUUAUACAUGUCAGGACGGAUUCUUCCUGGCCGGGGGAUCUGAGCACAGGACAUGUAAACCUGAUGGAAAGUGGUCCGGAAAGCCACCUGUCUGCAAAGUUCCUGUAGAUGUGUUUUCUUUAAACUUUGGCUGGACCGGGUUCUAUGAGUACCUUGGAGCAAGAGAAGUUGCCACUAUUACUGUAAAUGGAUUCAAUGCAACAACAAGUAGAGUCAAUGUCACACUUCUGGAUCAGAGCAGAGUGCAGCUUAAACUUGCUGGAACAUACAAGAAGGAGGAAAACCAUUUGCUGCUGAAGGUUUACCAGAUACGUGGUCCAACAGAGCAUCAUUUCAGUAAAUUCAAGAAUGACAACUGGGCAAUGGAUGGCUACGUGACCGCAGAGUCUGACAAGAAAACCUUUGUUUACCAGGGUCAUAUUCAAAGCAAGGACUUUGGGAGAUUUGUACUAACAAGAGGAGGUCUCUUUACAACAGACCUGGAGCCAUCAAAUCCACCAUACUAUGGCACCAACAGCAGUUCAGUAGCAGCUGCCAUACUAGUGCCAUUCUUUGCCCUUAUUCUGUCAGGGGUUGCAUUUUAUCUCUACAAACACAGAACAAGACCAAAAGUUCAAUACAAUGGCUAUACCGGUCAUGAAAACACCAAUGGACAAGCGUCGUUUGAAAACCCUAUGUAUGACACAAACAUGAAACCCACGGAGGCGAAAGCUGUGAGGUUUGAUACAACUCUGAACACAGUCUGCACAGUAGUAUAGCCCUCUUAUCACCGACAUUGGACUGGCUUUUACAGCCUUACCUCUUGUGGUAAGCAGUAUCUUAUUUUUCGACAGAUGCCAAUAUUUCUUUGAACUCAUCACGUUAUAACCUCUCUGUGGAGAAGAUAAAAUACACCAUUUAAAAUCAAUGACAAUUUGAUAUGGACUUGCCACCACAAAAUAAAACGACAGCUAUUGGUGUUCUAUGGAGCAGAGAUCAUGUAUGUGGCCAGGAAAAUAAAGCAGAGACGAUUAUCUCUAGGAUCAAGGAGUUCUGCCUUUUAUGGCUCUUUGCAGGAUGAAAGUUGUUUUCAUUCUCCGGUUUUCUUUUUUUCUGUCUUUUUCCCCCCCAAAGGCCCUCCUUGGGGAAAUACUAAAGUGUCUUGAAAAGCCACAUAAUUGUUGAUAAAAAGUGUUUUCUUCAGUGAAGAUGUACCACAAAGGAGGAAGCAACUUUGAACGUGUUGCCAGACUUCUCCAAUAAAGGGAACAUAUGCUAUAAACUACAACUGUCUCGCAGGAGAACAUGGCUAUCUAAUCUAGGAACUCGCUCAGCUGUUGUGUUGAAAAACUUUAUCGCACAAAUUUUGCACUAGUGUGUUAUGAAUGGGUAUGAAAUGAGGCAAAAGAGGCAUUUUCAAACUAACUGAAAAAUGACGUACAGGGUUUUUGACCAUUUGUAGAUAAGCAUACAGUAUAUUUCCAUAUCCACAGGAAGCAUAAUGUCAUGCUACUGUUUAUCAAUAGAGAUGCUUAUUUUAUUUUCAAUAUUAGUUUUGCAAAUAAAUGUGUGGAACACCCUCCUUACUUUUUUAAAAUGGUUAUAUAAAUGAUUUUUAACUCUGGAGUCACAAAUACCAUGCAGCUUAUCUAUAAACAUUUAAAUCCACAAAUAUCAAUUAAGGAGCAACUGGUGUACAUGCAAUCGUGAAUGAUAUUUAAUUUUAUUCACAGAUCAAUAUUACCGAAGAGCAAACUGAUCUGGCUCAUCUACUCUGAAAAAACAGCAAUGCUCAAUAUUGUUGUAUUCUGUAAAUUGCAUCAAAUACUUACAGUAUGUAUCAUACAUGUUAGUCAUGAAUGUUUGUUUGUAUUGUCGAUCAUCAGGUUGCUGUUUAUAUUGUAGUUUAUUUCACAUUACCCCAGGCAUUGAACAUUGUCAACAUUCGGAACACUAGACAACAGUUGGCAGUCCUAUCUUGUGGUCUUGCUGCAAAUUUGCUUACGUUUCAAAUAUACCUCUUGCGCAGAAGGACGUCAUUUUUCUACUCUACAGUACUGGAACUAAUAAAAUGUUUAUUUUUCAUAAAUGCUGCCCUUGCUUUAAAUCACAGUUUUAAUGCAGAAGUGUAUUUUUGUUUAAAUGUGCCAUACGAAUAUGCCAUGUUUAACUCAACUCAACUGUUUGACACACAACCUUGUUUUGGUAGGCCUACUUAAGGCAAGGUGGGGAAUCAAGUUGGAUAGCAAUCGUUCUUUAGCAGUGGCAUGAGCUGGUCGUUUAGAAGCUAGUCUUAAUAAUCUGUUUUUCUCCCUUUAUGAUAUGUCCCUCCUAUCCUUAAGGGUAUUGAGUCAAUGAUGAUGAAUUGAACACAGACUACUUACUUACACUCCAGGAAACACUGCCUUAUUCAAUUCAAAAGCUGUCACAGUUACAAAUGACCUAUUACAACGCUAAGGCUACUUGAAUGCAUACAGUACACUGUGAUUCCAAAGUCAUAGAUUAGCUUGUUGUUUUUCCUAAUCAUUUUGGUUGUGCAUGUAUUCACAAAUAAUGUUCAAAACUUACAAUAGAUGAACUAUCUUCGCUUGGCUUUUCGAAAUCUGUUAUCAUAUGCACUUGCUUAGAGAUCAAUGCACCAGUGACAAAAUGUGUAUUAUAUUCUUGUGAGAUAUCAGAUUCCAUUUCAUAUCUGUUGUAUUUGUGGCCAUAGUAGCACAACUAAAAUUCCCCUGAGUAAGAUGCAUUUUAUGUGUGAAGUAUGUUUGGAAAAUCAGAAGCAUUUUAAUUUCCAUAUUUUUUCUACAAACUAUUUAACUUUUUCCAUUUCAAAUUAAACCUAGUGUUCAUUACACACCUACGCACUAUACGGCAGUGGUUUCAAUAAAUAGGGUUAAGACCGAAAGUAAUCAAAUCAUCCCCUUUCUUUGUAAACAUUUUGAUGUAAGACCCACUGCUUUUAAUCCACAUUUUGCCUUCCUUUGGGCUUGCUGCAAUAACGUUUUUCUUUCAACAUCUGUAAAAUGGUUUCCCAACUAAAGAGGUGUAUAACUGCAUUCAAUUUAAUAUCAUUCCAUUUUACAACAUCGGGAUAUCACGUGCUGCUGACUUGAAGUAGGUGCAAAAGAAAAUGUUUUUGUACAGAAAUAUAUUUUUUAUGAAGAAUUUGUAAAAUUAUUAAAUAUGCUGUACUUUUUUGAUUAAUGUAGGUACAAAACUUGUUAAAAUAAAUGUUUUUACUAUACAAAAUGUAAAUUUAUCGUCUAUCUGAGUAUGAAUAUCAAAUGUAUAUUAUCUAUUGUUUAAACUUUUCUUGCAAAUGUCGAUAUAUACAAGCUGUUAUUUUAAAACAUUGCUUGUAUAUAUUUGUUUAUGUGAGAGAAAACAAACUUUAGAAAAAUUGAUCUAUGACACAUGUUCUAUGACAUAUUUUGAAAACAUUAUUUCAGAUUAAACUUUUUAAUAUAAUUAUGGUCAUAUCUAUGUGGAACUGUUUUCUUUUCCAUUCGUGUCAUGAUAUAUUUUACAAGGCUAUAGUCAGGUCUAUACAACAAAAAAACAACAUCUGAAUGUUUGCUGCACCUUUAAAGGCAAUGUUCCUGCCUUGGCAGAGACCGUAUUCACAAUAAACACUGCGUAUGUCGGCUCAAAGGAACGGAUUGAAUCCUGGCCUUACUCUAGUCUAACUCUAUGAAAAAUAGAUUUACAAUCAUGAUGAUAAUAAGAUAUAGAUAUAUACACUGUGUAAAGUACUUAAGUAAAAAUAAUUGAAAGUACUACUUAAGUAUUUUUUUUUGUGGUAUCUGUACUUUACUAUUUAUAUUUUUGACAACUUUUACUUUUACUUCACUACAUUCCUAAACAAAAGUAUGUACCUUUUACUCCAUACAUUUUCCGUGACACCCAUUUGGAAUGCUGAGCAGCACAUGAAAAUGGUCUAAUUCAUACACUUAUCAAGAGAACAUCCCUGGUCUUCCCUACUGCCACUUAUCUGGCAGAGUCACUUAGCACAUGCUUUGUUUGUAAAUUAUAUCUGAGUGUUGG
Molecule: messenger RNA, 13411 nt
Organism: Oncorhynchus gorbuscha (pink salmon)
Lineage: Eukaryota; Metazoa; Chordata; Actinopteri; Salmoniformes; Salmonidae
Product: CUB and sushi domain-containing protein 1-like
Exons: 67
Coding region: 1-10146 (3381 amino acids)
Source: RefSeq, a predicted model, not a curated record